AUGGCUUCUCCAACAUCCAGUAGCGAACCCUCGGAUGUGCGGACUGAAUCUGCCUCUUCGCCUUUAUCGAGUAAUGGCGUCAUUGGAGAACCUGAAUUGGCAGGGAUUCCAGCUCGAGGGACUGGGAUCGUGCCCCUAGGAACGGUCACCACCGGCAGUGCGAUCGUGCGGACUGGUCGGAUUUUGUUGGCUCCUUUGCCGAAUGUAAAGCCAAAGGUGUGGCAGUAUACUGAAGAGCAGGAAGCGAAAACUGAGGAACUUCGAGCGUAUGCCAAGACGUUGAUGCUACCGGAGACUGAUGCAUAUUAUCCUAAUGAGGAGAAAUGGCUCGAGGAUCCCGGGUGCGCCGCGAGGUAUAUGAGGGCUAGCAAGUGGAGGCUCGAAGAGGCGAAGCGACGCAUAAAGGGGACACUUGAAUGGCGCCGGGAGUAUAAGCCCGAUAUCAUACCAGCGGAUGAGGUCAAGGAAGAAGCGCUCACUGGGAAGAUUAUCCUCAAUGGAUUUGAUAAUGAAGGAAGACCUAUAAUGUAUCUCCGACCAGGUAUGGAAAAUACGAAGGAAAGCCCAAGGCAAAUCAGACAUCUUGUAUUCCACAUAGAACGAGCGAUAGAUUUAAUGCCAUCGGGCCAAGAAUCUAUGGCGUGUCUGGUCGAUUACAACAGUACGACACUGCGAAACAGCCCUUCCAUCUCAAACGGGCGUAAAUUCCUGAGUAUUGUUCAGAAUCAUUAUGUAGAACGAUUAGGGAAGGCAAUCGUCGUGAACCUCCCUGCGCUUUUGAACUUCUUUUUUAAAGGGAUAUCGCCUUUUUUGGACCCUGUUACAAGAGAUAAGGUGAGAAAAUUCAACCCUAAUCUGCUAGACCUUUUCCCUGCAAAUCAACUCGAUGCUUCCUUACCUGGUGGGGAAUAUCAGUACGAAUACGACCAUGAAAUAUACUGGUCAAUGCUAUGUAAAAGAUGUGGCAUCCGACCCGACGGGAGCCGAUGUGAGCCUAGCACGAUCGAGGGCCCGGAGAUCGAGGUUGUUACGUCAUCGCCGAUGCUUCAGCCUUGA
This is a messenger RNA of Cantharellus anzutake, 1056 nucleotides long. RefSeq names its product CRAL/TRIO domain-containing protein. The transcript has 5 exons. Gene Ontology annotation, molecular function: phosphatidylinositol transfer activity. The record is from RefSeq and is a predicted model, not a curated record. The coding region runs from base 1 to 1056 and encodes 351 amino acids. Lineage: Eukaryota; Fungi; Basidiomycota; Agaricomycetes; Cantharellales; Hydnaceae.